Molecule: messenger RNA, 3396 nt
Organism: Hemiscyllium ocellatum (epaulette shark)
Lineage: Eukaryota; Metazoa; Chordata; Chondrichthyes; Orectolobiformes; Hemiscylliidae
Gene: katnb1
Product: katanin p80 (WD repeat containing) subunit B 1
Exons: 19
Coding region: 181-2154 (657 amino acids)
Biological process (GO): microtubule depolymerization; microtubule severing
Cellular component (GO): katanin complex
Molecular function (GO): microtubule binding
Source: RefSeq, a predicted model, not a curated record
GCUUGCGCACAGCCGGCACGGUGGCCGAUCUCCUGUUGAGCGCGUCUGCGCGUUAGUGGCCUGAAGUGGAAAGGCGGUUUGAGCGGGGCAGAGCUCGGGCCUAGCGCCGUCACCCGGGCAACCGGCCUCACCGCCAGCCGGCGACAUCUGAAACAUAGCAGUCCCUCAGCGGCCGUCAGGAUGGCGGCUUUGGGGGCAACGAAAAUCACCUGGAAACUGCAGGAGUUUGUUGCUCAUGCUGGUAAUGUAACCUGUUUGGUACUGGGCAAGAAUUCAGGCAGGCUAUUGGCUACUGGUGGAGAGGACUGUCGAGUCAAUUUGUGGUCGGUUAGCAAACCUAACUGUAUUAUGAGUCUUACAGGCCACAACACACCAGUCGAGUGUAUUCAAUUUAAAGAUUCUGAGGAGUUGGUUGUUGCAGGCUCACAAUCCGGAUCACUAAGAAUAUGGGAUUUGGAAGCAGCAAAGAUUCUUCGGACACUGUCGGGACACAAAGCGAACAUCUGCAGUUUAGACUUUCAUCCUUUUGGGGAGUUUGUGGCCUCUGGUUCUAUGGACACCAAUGUAAAGUUGUGGGACAUUCGAAGAAAAGGUUGUGUAAUGACCUACAAGGGUCACACAAAUGCUGUGCGUUGUUUAAGAUUCAGCCCUGAUGGGCGUUGGAUUGCGUCUGCGGGGGAUGAUAACACGGUCAAGCUGUGGGAUUUGUCAGCGGCAAAAAUUCUAACAGAGUUCACAGAUCACACCGGACCUGUAAACAUUGUGGAGUUCCACCCCAAUGAAUAUCUGCUGGCUUCAGGAAGCUCAGACAGAACGAUAAAGUUUUGGGAUCUAGAAAAGUUUAAAAUGGUGAGCUGCACGGAAGUGGAGAGCACUCCUGUCAGGUGCAUCUUAUUCAACCCAGAUGGGUGUUGUCUCUAUAGUGGUUCUCAUGAUUCUAUGCAUGUUUAUGGCUGGGAACCUCCCCGCUGUUUUGAUGUACUGCAAGUUAACUGGGGUAGAGCAGCAGACCUUGCCAUCUGUUCCAAUCAAUUGAUUGGAGCUUCAUUCAGUCAGGUGACAGUCUCAACAUUUGUAGUGGAUCUGAAUCGUGUGAAGAAGACUGGUUCUAUUGUCCAAGGUGUAGUUGAGGAUGAAAAACUGUACAAUCUACCAGUGACCAAAGGAGCAGUGCUCAGACGCAACUAUGAGAGACCACUAACUACCUGCAGUAGGCCACAAAGUAAAGUGAAGGAGGAGCCAGAGAGUGAAGGGCGCAUUCCAAGUGGGGAAGAGGAGAAGGAUGACAAAGAAUCAACAGCAGAAAUUCGAAAUCCAGAGGAAUACAAGGAGAUCUUUCAACCACAAAAUGCCAUUGCCCGGACUCCACCUCGGAGGACUGAUCCCUUUCCUGCACCUCCAGAAGAUGAUACUGUUACAGUGAAAGAAGCUGAGAAAGUGAUUGCUCCAACAGAAGUGCAUUCUCCUGUGCUGCAAAGAAUGCAGGCAGAGCAGCUGAACUUUUCCCCAACAGUGGCCUCCACUCCCAUCAAUCAGCCUGAAGCACCGAUAAUCCCAAUUGCUAAAAAUGAGCCCAUUGGAUUGAAGGUGGCAGACUUUCUCCCACCUCAGAAUAAUAAACUGGCUGAUUUGAGUGAUGAAGAUGCUGUGAGCCAAAUCCGGAAAGGGCAUGACACUAUGUGCGUGGUAUUAACAAGUCGAUUUAAGAACCUAGACACUGUGAGAGCUGUAUGGACCACUGGUGAUGUCAAGACCUCCAUAGACUCAGCAGUGACCAUGAAUGACUUGGCAGUUAUUGUGGACAUCCUGAACAUUAUAAAUCUCAAACCAGCGUUGUGGAAACUGGACCUGUGCCCUUCAAUCAUUCCUCAGAUUGACAAACUGUUGCAGAGCAAAUAUGAGAGCUAUGUGCAGACUGGUUAUACUUCCCUUAAAUUGAUCCUGCAGCGAUUUGGACCCUUAAUGGCAGACAAUCUAGUGACACCACCCUCUAUUGGGGUUGACAUAACACGUGAAGAAAGGCACCAGAAAUGUAAGCUGUGUUAUAAGCAGUUAAAAAACUUGCUCCCAAUUCUUCAAAGUAAAGCAGGACUGCCUGGCCGUCAAGGCAGUGCUUUUCGUGAACUGCAGCUUCUGAUGGCAGCUUUUGAAUGACCAGGUUCUUCAUUGACUUAUUAUUGAGCUGUUGCUCUUGGGAUUGUUUUUCUGAUGAAUUGACAUCCUAUUGCAGAUGCUGCCAACAAAAGAGCCGAAGUCCAAGUUGUCUGCAAAUGGAUUUUAUUUAAGUUUACUGAAGUUUAGAAUUUUGAACAUGAGUCAGCCAAGGUGCAGCUUGAGCGUUUUUGUUGUAAUGCUGCAGGGAUUAGUUCCUCUCUCAGUAUUUAUGACAGAAGAGCAAAGGAAACGGAUGAUUCCUUCGAUUACCUGCCAGUUAAUCAACAGUGUAAUGUCAGGAAUAGAGAUUUGAAUGACACAUUUUGCCUGGUUAACUUGUUAUAGGUAUCUUUGUUUUCCAUUUAUACAUAGAUUGGAUUUCACUUCAACCUCAUUGACCCUACUUUCAGUAUUUCAUAGGCAGUACUGACUACUGUGAAGCCAGUAGCUCUGAUGCAAUCCAUAGCAAAAUAUCAGCAGUAACCUGGUUCCUGGGUGACUACGUGUGCCUUUUGGUUUAAAUAUAAAUCAGAAUAUAUUGGAUCUUCACCUUGAGCUUGUAGCAAGUGUGAAGCAGGAUCUACCAUUAAGACUUUUUUGUUCUUUUUGAUGCAGUAGACUUCUAUGUAACAUCUCAUCUUGCAUUUAAGUUACUUCAUAAAUGCUGUGAACUAUUUAUUGUACUAGUUCAGCAGGUUGAAAUUACCAGUCACCUGGUCUUAUCUGGAAAUUGUAAAACAGUUACUUAUUCUUGCUGUUUGCAGAUUGCUCAUUUUACCUCUUUCUUCUGCACUGGUGAUCAAUACUAGUAGUAGAUCCCUUUUUAAUUUUUCUCUUUGGUGGAAAUAUUUUCCUUUAAUUUUAAAAAACAAUCCCCCCCCCCCUCUAACCAACCAUGCCUGAUUUGUUUUAACCAAAAUUUGGCCCCCAGAACUGGUUUAGAGAAAAGCCUGCCUUCUGUGGUCACCUCAAAGUAUGCGGUGAAAUCUUUGGAGGUGGGGAGUGCAGAUUGAACAGACAUAUGGCAACAGGUUACUUUAGUAAUCUGCUUGUAUGUGUGCAACUCUAUUUGAGAAUAUGCCUUCCGGAUAGCCAAUUACGCACCUGUUGUUAUUGGUACUUUUUUGGAAGUGCAAUGUGAGAACAAUAUUGCACAUUCCAUGUCAAUUGAGCAUCAUUAUUUGACAAAGUUCUGUUUAAAGUUCAAGGUGUGCUUCAGUGUCCAUACUAUGUAUAGAAUAA